GCGGGAAGGGCGCUCUGGCCCGCGCCGCCUCUGUAGCCCAACGCGCUGCCGGCCUAGGCUGCCGAGGGCUGACGUUGGACAACAAAGAUGGCGGCGGCGGGGGGCAGCAGCAACUACUGGGAGGAUCUGAGGAAGCAAGCCCGGCAGCUGGAGAAUGAGCUGGACCUCAAGCUGGUCUCCUUCAGCAAGCUCUGCACCAGCUACAGCCACAGCAGCUCCCGAGAUGGAAGGCGCGACAGGUAUAGCUCCGACACAACCCCUCUUCUGAAUGGAUCGAGCCAAGACCGAAUGUUCGAAACAAUGGCUGUGGAAAUAGAGCAGCUCUUGGGGAAGCUCACGGGGAUAAAUGACAAGAUGGCCGAAUACACCAACAGCGCCGGAGUCCCAUCCCUCAACGCGGCUCUGAUGCACACCUUGCAGCGGCACAGAGACAUUUUGCAGGACUACACACACGAAUUCCACAAAACCAAAACCAACUUCCUGGCAGUGCGGGAAAGAGAGAAUCUCAUGGGUUCGGUGCGGAAGGAUAUCGAGUCCUACAAAAGCGGGUGUGGCGUCAACAACAGGAGGACAGAGCUUUUCUUAAAGGAACACGAGCACCUUCGGAACUCUGACCGGCUGGUAGAAGAGACAAUAAGCAUUGCCAUGGCAACAAAAGAAAACAUGACCUCUCAACGAGGGAUGAUGAAGUCCAUACAGAGCAAGAUGAACACUUUGGCCAACCGGUUUCCAGCUGUCAACAGCCUGAUCCAGCGGAUCAACUUCCGCAAGCGGCGGGAUUCCCUCAUCCUGGGCGGCGUAAUUGGGAUCUGCACCAUCCUCUUGUUACUCUACGCCUUCCAUUGACGGGACGCUUUGCACAGAGACUUCUGAGCUUUCGGGGGGGGGGGUCCAUUGCCUAGUCUGGGAGGGACAGGCAGGCAAAGACUGUUGGAGUGCCCCCCCCUCUGGUGAAAUCGAAGAGG
Lacerta agilis (Sand lizard) is the source of this 965-nucleotide messenger RNA. It is a transcript of the gene GOSR1, whose product is annotated as golgi SNAP receptor complex member 1. Gene Ontology annotation, molecular function: SNAP receptor activity. The coding region runs from base 88 to 846 and encodes 252 amino acids. NCBI's taxonomy places the organism in Eukaryota, Metazoa, Chordata, Lepidosauria, Squamata, Lacertidae. The record is from RefSeq and is a predicted model, not a curated record. The transcript is spliced from 9 exons. Gene Ontology annotation, biological process: vesicle fusion; endoplasmic reticulum to Golgi vesicle-mediated transport. Gene Ontology annotation, cellular component: SNARE complex; Golgi medial cisterna; Golgi membrane.